CAGCGGCCCGCCUCAGUGCUGGCUCAGCCAACGCGGAGGGAAGAGGUGCCGUGUCGCUCGUUCCUUCAGAGCUCCCGAGAGAGAGAGAGUGCGCCUGGCCGGUGCAAGUGCGAGUGCCAAGGACCGCAGCGAGCAGGUUCUCCCCCUGGGUUCUCCUCGCUGGGAAAUGACUGUUGAACCUGUCUUCUCGCGGCUUAGGAAACCACUACGGGACGCAUGAUGCUUCUGCAAGGAAUGCUAUAGGAUGUUUUGUAUAUCACGCUCCGAUCGCACGCCAGUGGUACCAAUGGUAGAUUAAAACGGAUAAAUCUCGUAAGGAAAGAUCGGUCGAGAAGCGCCCAAGCUCGUAGUAAAAUUUCAGUGACCUUUUUGCUGUGGUUGACCCGAAGGACCGAGAGCAGGAUGUGCCCUAACAAGGGUUCCUUCGCCGGGGGAUGCCUGUAGUCCGCCCACGACUUUGAAAAGUGAGAGAGACCAAAUCCGCGCGCCAUGCAGUGGACUAGCCAUCACGGGCGUACGGGCGUGGGCGUUCUCAUGGUGUUGACUUUGGUGCUGCCCACACACUUGCAGGGCGUGGCGGAAGGGAAGGUCCACCACAGUCGCCUCCAAGAGGACGCUUUAGAUCUUCCAGACACCGCCGGUCACAGUCACAAGGUGGACGCUAGGUUCUCAGGUCAUCAUACUCUUUCGCCCAAAUUACUGCGCCGGAGAUCGAACGACGAAGCGGCCAGACAGCAGCAGCACCAUCAACACCACCAGCACCAGAAUCAUCACCACCAUCGCGAAAACCAUCAUCACCACAGUUACAGUCAUCACAGCAAUCAUCACAACCAGCAUCACCAGUCACAGCAACUGAAACAACCCAAGCAAGAACACCAACAGCACCACCACCACCAACAGAAACAACCAAAACACCCCCAACACCACCAACAGAAACACCCCCAACACCAACAACACCACCACCACCCCGUCAGCUACCCAGACAGCCGGCGCUUCGGAGGCAGGCAAUCGGUCGAGAGAGGAUUCGCCUUUCGGGCUGACGAAGAGAACGGCGGGCGUGUGGGCGUGUAUCCUGUGGGUUCUCCUGACGAAGGCGGUGCGUCGAACCCCCCCAUGGACGCAGCAGCGAUAGGGCCUCCUCCAGGACCGAGCUUCGACAAGACCCUGCCGAGGAACGUCACCAUCCAGGCGGGCAAGAUGGCGAUACUGUCUUGCAGGGUGUUCAAUAUUAAUGAUAAGUCGGUAUCCUGGAUUCGCCUGGACGACCUACACAUCCUCACCGUUGACAAAUACAAGUACAGCACCGAUCAACGCGUGUCCGUGGUGUUCAACGAGCCAAAUCUGGAGUGGGUGUUACGAAUCCGCAGCGUCACGCCGGCAGACCAGGGGCGUUACGAGUGCCAGGUGUCGACGAAACCCGUGCUGAGUUAUAUUGUGAACAUGAGGGUGGUGGAUGGCCCAGUCACCACGCCCUUGCCAGAUCUCCAAAUCACGGGAAAGCAGGAAGAUGGUAAUAAGCAGAAAGUUCCCAGAGCGUGGAUUCUUAACGCUCCUGAGAUCUACGUGCAUCGUGGUUCACCAAUAAACCUUACGUGCGUCAUCACCCAUGGCACAGAGAGACCCGUUUUCGUCUAUUGGUACCAUGAGAACAAGGUGAUAGACUACGACGGGCGAGGGGGCGUGUCCGUGUCCACCCAGACGACGAAGGACACGGUGAGUUACCUGCUGGUGGAGGAGGCGGGGCUCAGCGACUCCGGCAGGUACACGUGCAGCCCUUCGAACGGAGAAGAUGCCUCCGUCAGGCUGCAUGUGCUCAAUGGAGAGUACCAGGCCGCCAUGCAGACCAACAGAGGCUCCACGUCCACCUUCCCGUGGAAGCUCCACCUCUUGCUGACAGCUAUCCACAUGGUCUAUUCACUCUUCCACCUCCUGGAUGGCAGGAAUUCCUAACCACAUUCGCUCGCCGCUUCAUCCUGUCGAGAAAAGAAGGUGAAAUGAAACGACAAUUUUGCACAAAAUACGGACACGUCUGAGACACCAGCACGGUCUUCAGGAAAGAAAAAAAGGAGACGGAAAGAAAAAAUGAAAAGGAGGGAAAGAGAAAAAAAUAUAUAUUAAACGAAAAAAACGAAAAGAAAAUCAGAUGAACGUUAAAAUAGAAACCAAAAAGGAAAAUAGUAGAAAAGAGAUAUAUAUAAAAAUAUAUAUCUAUCAAAACAAAAGAAAAGAAAGAAAAUAACACAAAAAAUAUUCAAAUAGAGGUGACUCGAAACUUUUCGAAGCUUCGUUUACUUAUACGAUGAUGCUUCGUCGGUCUUCCAUAGUGAUGGGUAUUUCGAGACAAGAACACGCCAGCCAUUUAAGUGUCACUCGAACAUGGCGUCGUGCUGACGUCUUGGAGUAAAACAGCAAAGGGAGUGGGCGGAGUUUACAGCCGAAUCACGCUUCUCGAGGAAAAAGGUGAAGGAAGGAAAAAUUGAAAAGAAAAAAAAAGGAGGAAACGAGAGAUUGGAAAUAAGGAUAAUGUUUGAAAAUACAUCGAGAGAAAUGAAGCUCGGAGAGAGAUUAUAGUGAUGAAAGACUUUCAUAUGAGACUGGAUUUUUUGUGUGAUAACAUAUAUACAUCAUAUAUAUAUAUAUAUAUAUAUAUAUAUAUAUAUAUAUAUAUAUAUAUAUAUAUAUACACAUACACACACACAGAUUAUAUUGUACCUACCAGGGACUGUGUUUCCCUCCAGCUGUCAAAUUUGCGCUAAAGACUCUGAAAACCUCAAUUCAUUUGUGUAAAAAAAAAAGAAAACUAAUCACUUAAGUUUAGACAUAAAUUUGUU
Penaeus monodon (black tiger shrimp) is the source of this 2831-nucleotide messenger RNA. RefSeq lists its product as uncharacterized. The record is from RefSeq and is a predicted model, not a curated record. Lineage: Eukaryota; Metazoa; Arthropoda; Malacostraca; Decapoda; Penaeidae. Gene Ontology annotation, biological process: synapse organization. Gene Ontology annotation, cellular component: neuron projection membrane. The transcript is spliced from 8 exons. Bases 490 to 1950 code for a protein of 486 amino acids.